Messenger RNA from Photinus pyralis (common eastern firefly), 1456 nucleotides. Its product is annotated as spermine oxidase-like. The transcript is spliced from 4 exons. The coding region runs from base 16 to 1425 and encodes 469 amino acids. Gene Ontology annotation, molecular function: polyamine oxidase activity. Lineage: Eukaryota; Metazoa; Arthropoda; Insecta; Coleoptera; Lampyridae. The record is from RefSeq and is a predicted model, not a curated record.
GUUCAGAUCGCACCAAUGACCAAUCGAAUGAUGCCAUCCUGCGGUCCGCGCGUUGUGAUAGUAGGUGCGGGAGUCGCCGGAAUCGCUGCCGCCUCCCGUCUAAUCGAGAACGGGUUCGCAAACUGCAUCAUUUUGGAAGCAGAAGAUCGAGUUGGCGGUCGAAUCUGUACGAGACGUCUGGGCGAUGGAGUGGUGGAUUUGGGGGCACAGUACUGUCGUAAGGAUAGCAUCGUGUACCAUUUAGUGAAGGAUUUCGACCUGUUGGAAGUAAGGAACGUCUCCACUCACGUGUACCACUCCCAAAACGGACGUUUGGAAGACAGCUUUGUAAAUAAGUUGCUGGAUAAGGUCUCCGAUUUGUAUCACGGAGGACCGGUGCAGAACGUCGAAUGGAAACAGUACCUCGAGGAACGGUUCGACGAUGAGAUCGUAGACCUUUUUCAUGAUGAGCGCCAACGGUUACUCGCGAGAGACAACAUGGACUUUGUGAAGAAGCAGGUUUUACUCUGUACUGGAUCGAUUUGCCUGAAUGGAGUGUACGGAGCGACCAGUGGAGAGUUCCCCCCUGAUUUCAGAUGCGUAUGGAAAUCGCACGGGUACCAAGCGCUCUUAGAUAUUCUAAUGAAGAAGCACCUCAAAACUAAAAGCGCUCUUCAAUAUGAGCAAAAGGUCAUUUUAAACAGCGAGGUUACAAAAAUUGAGUGGGGAGAAGAAGAUGGGGCAAAAGUAAUUUGUGCUAAUGGUUUGUACUAUUUAGCAGAUUAUGUAAUUGUAACCGUGCCCUUGGGCGCCUUGAAGAGACAACAUAGCACACUUUUUUCACCUGCUCUCCCGAAGACGAAACAAAAGGUCAUUGAGUUAUUGGGAUUUGGCUCCAUACUGAAGGUGUGCUUUCACUUUUCCACAAAAUGGUGGUCCGACAACGACUUCGCUUUCGCAUGGGGCGAGGAAGACUUGAAGACCGCUCUAAUAAAGAGCGAGCACCCUUGGAUGACGAACUGCAUGGGAUUUUACUUGGUUCCUAAUAACCCCAACGUUUUAAUGGCAUGGUUUGUGGGAAACUACAUUUCAACCUUAGAGUCCAUCAGUGAUGACGUUUUGUUGGACGGGGCUCACAUGGUUUUACAAAGAUUCCUUGGAAGAACCUUUCAAAACAUCACGAAACCAAUUAAGCUGGAGCGCAAUCGGUGGUGCACAAACCCCCAUUUUGGUGGAAUGGUUUCUUAUGAAACCUUGCAGAGUAAAAGGCACGGACUGACCGGCGAAACUUUAGCAGAAUCAGUUGAUUCUAAGGUUGGCAUACCUCAACUGCUGUUUGGCGGAGAGGCGACAAUGAAGGUCGGUUAUGGUUCCGUUAACGGUGCCGUUAUGUCCGGUUUUAGAGAGGCAGAUAGAAUUAUAAACUAUUGUAGAGGUAACAAAUGAACACGUUUUACUAAUAAACGGUUUAAAAAAA